This is a messenger RNA of Cololabis saira (Pacific saury), 4742 nucleotides long. Its product is annotated as potassium/sodium hyperpolarization-activated cyclic nucleotide-gated channel 3-like. Gene Ontology annotation, biological process: potassium ion transport; transmembrane transport. Gene Ontology annotation, molecular function: voltage-gated potassium channel activity. NCBI's taxonomy places the organism in Eukaryota, Metazoa, Chordata, Actinopteri, Beloniformes, Belonidae. The transcript has 8 exons. Bases 532 to 4125 code for a protein of 1197 amino acids. Gene Ontology annotation, cellular component: membrane. The record is from RefSeq and is a predicted model, not a curated record.
CCUGUGUUCACCUUGCGCGGAGAUAGAGCUCGGAUAUUUCUGGGGGAGGUGGAGAUGAUGCUUUGUCAUUGAGGAGCUCAGCAGCAUCAGCAGCAUCAGCAGCAUCAGCAUCAGCAGCAUCAGCAGCAUCAGCAUCAGCAGCAUUCUCCCACUCCGGCACGUCCGACGCUCGGCAUGCUGCAUCCUGAUGCGCUCCCGACUGCACUCACUCAGCCUGCCCGGAUUUACGCGCAUUCCUUUCUACUUCUCUAUUCAUUUAUCUAUUCAUUCAUGUCUGUUUGAUUGAAGGCGUGUUGCGUGUUGUUGACUCAUCAUCUCUCAUGCUCGGACCGGAGGAGAGCGGCACGUCCCAAGUGUCAGAUAAGAUACGACCCGUCCUGCGGAUGCGCCGUCACCGUGUUGCCUCCAGCUGCACCCCAACUGUGUGAGAUCCAUGAUUCAUCCUUCUGUUUUCACCUUCUGUCAUUAGGGCGCACAUUGUCUCGUUUCCCCCCCCUCUCCCUCCCCAUCUCCCUCCAUCCACAAAAAAAAAUGGAAAGAUUUCAGUCUUCCAUGCGCAAACGGCUGUACAGCUUGCCGCAAAACAUUGUGCAGAAACCCUUUGUGACUGACAGUGAAGGAGGAGACGGCGACGACAAGGACACUAAGAGGAAAACUAUUCGAUUGAAACAAUUUCCCUCCUCCUCCUCUCCUGCGAGCAGUUGCAAAAGCAUCGAGGAGGAUGCCAGCAGGAGCGAGGACUUGGAGAGGGACGUCUGCACCGUGAACGUGAAGACCAACUUGAACGGGGACUGCCGUUUUCUCCGGAGCAGCAUCUCCUCCAUCACCGGGCACCGGCAGCAUCCCCCCGCCGAGCAGCGGCGGCUCCUCCCGGGGAGCGACGCCGGCGGGGACGUGUGUGAGAGCCUGGCCGGCGAGGGCGGGCCCCCGGGGGCCCCGCAGCCCCGCCAGCCGUCCCUGUUGUUCGACCAGGCAACUUUCAUCAAGUUGGAGGGCAGCGAGCAGAUCGUCCCCGAGGAUGAGCGGCUGUACCAGGCCGGCUUCAUGCACCGGCAGUUCGGGGCCAUGCUCCAGCCGGGGGUCAACAAGUUCUCCCUGCGGAUGCUGGGCAGCGAGAGGGCCGUGGAGCACGAGAGGGAGCGCGUCAAGUCUGCGGGCUUCUGGAUCAUCCACCCCUACAGUGAUUUUAGGUUCUACUGGGACCUGACUAUGCUGCUGCUGAUGGUGGGAAACCUCAUCAUCAUCCCUGUGGGCAUCACCUUCUUCAAGGAUGAGCACACGCCGCCCUGGAUCGUCUUCAACGUGGUGUCGGACACCUUCUUCCUCAUGGAUCUGGUCCUCAACUUCCGCACAGGCAUCGUCAAGGAGGACAACACGGAGAUCAUCCUGAACCCGCACAAGAUCAAGAUCAAGUACCUGAAGAGCUGGUUCGUGGUGGACUUCAUCUCCUCCAUACCCGUAGACUACAUAUUUCUCAUCGUGGAGACGCGCAUCGACUCAGACUUUUACAAAACGGCCCGGGCCCUGAGGAUCGUCCGCUUCACCAAGAUCCUCAGUCUGCUGCGGCUUCUGCGCCUCUCCAGACUCAUCCGCUACAUCCACCAAUGGGAAGAGGUUUUCCACAUGACCUAUGAUCUGGCCAGCGCCAUGGUGCGUAUCAUGAACCUGAUUGGCAUGAUGCUCCUGCUGUGUCACUGGGAUGGCUGUCUGCAGUUCCUGGUUCCCAUGCUGCAAGACUUCCCUCCUGACUGCUGGGUCACCAGGAACAAGAUGGUGAACGACACCUGGGGUCAGCAGUACUCCUACGCCCUGUUCAAAGCCAUGAGCCACAUGCUGUGCAUCGGGUACGGCCUGUACCCCCCCAUCGGCAUGGCUGACGUUUGGCUUACCAUCCUCAGUAUGAUUGUGGGCGCGACCUGCUUUGCCAUGUUUGUGGGGCAUGCGACCGCCCUCAUUCAGUCCCUGGACUCUUCCAGGAGGCAGUAUCAAGAGAAGUACAAACAAGUGGAGCAGUACAUGUCCUUCCACAAGCUCCCGGCGGACAUGCGCCAGCGGAUCCACGAGUACUACGAACACCGUUAUCAGGGCAAGAUGUUUGACGAGGAGAGCAUCCUGGAGGAGCUGAACGAGCCGCUGCGAGAGGAGAUCAUCAACUUCAACUGCCGCAAGCUGGUGGCCUCCAUGCCGCUGUUCGCCAACGCCGACCCCAACUUCGUCACCUCCAUGCUGACCAAGCUGCGCUUCGAGGUCUUUCAGCCGGCCGACUACAUCAUCAAGGAGGGAACCAUCGGCAAGAAGAUGUACUUCAUCCAGCACGGCGUGGUCAGCGUCCUCACCAAGAGCAGCAAAGACACCAAGCUGACCGACGGCUCUUAUUUCGGAGAGAUCUGCCUGCUGACCCGAGGCAGGAGGACAGCCAGCGUGCGUGCGGAUAACUACUGCCGGCUGUACUCGCUGUCUGUCGACAAUUUCAACGAGGUGCUGGAGGAGUAUCCCAUGAUGAGACGGGCGUUUGAGACUGUGGCUCUCGACCGCCUGGACCGCAUCGGGAAAAGGAACUCCGUUCUUCAACAUAAAGUCCAGCAUCACCAAAGUUCUGGCACACAAAACCUUCAGGAAACUGAGAUUAUCCAAAGAAUCGUGCAGCACGACCGUGACAUGGCCCAGUGCACGCAGCUGAUCCAGACCAGUGCUACGCAGACCUUAAACUACCCGCCCGCUCCUCCGUCCCCCACCCCCGUCAUCUGGACCCCGCUGGUCCAGGCCCCGCUCCAAGCUGCCGCCGCCACCACCCCGCUGGCUCUGGCCUUAGCCCAGUUCCCCAGUAACCCCCAGUUCCCCCCCAUCCUCUUCCACAACCCCCAGACGCCGGGCUGCAGCUCUGUCAAGGACCACGCCGGCUACGCUAGGAGGAUGCACUUGGGGGCGAACAUCUCCGACAGCUGCGGUUCGGGGCUCAACUCCCCGGCCAGUCCCGGCGUGUUCCGCCCCGUGGUCGGGACCCCCACGCUGGGGUUCUCCAGGGUACCGCAUCUCUCGGCCGGACCCGUGCCGCUCAGCGUGACGCCGCAGCCCAUCUUCACCAGCACCCUGCAGCCCGCGACGCCGGUCCCCACGCACCAGCCUCUGGCCUACCCCCCCCACUCCGGCAUGAGCCAGGUGUUCCCCAUCAGCCAGGCCACGCUCUCCUACACCUGCUCCGCCCAGCUCCACUCCCAGCCCUUCCACGGUGCCAUGACCACCCCCCCACACCCGCUGGGUUUGCUCCAGCAGGGGGUGCCGGGGAGGCUGGCGGGGAGAUUCCCGGCCCCCACCAUCAGCCCGCUGAUCUGCAGCUCCGUCAACCCCAUCCUGAACCAGCUGCAGCAGAGCCCCCACGCCUCCCUGCUGCAGACGGGGGGGUCCGGCUACGACAGGGCCGGCCGGCCGUCCGGCGACGUGUACGUCCCUCAUUUCCCCAUCGUCGCCAACACCCAGCCCAGCGUCGCGGGAUUCGGCCGGCCGGCGUCCGCGGGCGGGGGCGGCGUCGCGGCCUCUCUGGCCCAGCACACCCUGACGGGACUCCAGUCCGCCUUCCUGCCCCAGGUCCCCCCCGAGCACUCGGCCCUGGCCUCCCUGGCCCAGUACGGCUCGGCCGACGCCUCGCCUUGCUUCACGCCUCCGGUCCACAGUCCCAGCGCACAGAGCCCGGUGAGGGGGAGGACAGUUCACCACUGUGAGCUCCCCAGCUCCGCGGGCUCCGCGGGCUUCCCCGGCUCCCUAACACCUCAGACCUCAUGCCCCGCCAGGGUGACCCCCACCCUGAAAGAUGCAGAGUCCUCCGCAGAUCUCUUUACCCAGCAAAUAAAAACUAUCUCAGGCUCUCACAGCUAUACACACCAGGAAAGGCCUUCGGUCGUGAGCGGCUCCUCCGAGGCGGCGGCGGGGGCGGGGGCCUCCUUCUCCCCCCCCAUGUCCGUCUAUAAGCCCUACACCCCCAUCCCCGGCCCGGUCACUCCCGCCAGUCGGACACAGCCGGGGCCUGAGUCUCAGAACCAGCCCGCCGGCGUUCACUCUCCUCUCCCUCGCUCUCCCAAAGUGUUAGAGAACGAACAGAAACAGUCCAAACUUCCCUCCAACUUGUGAGUUUCAGACACACCCUCCUCUAACGCCGGAGCAACGGCGCCGCCCGCUGGCUGGCGUUGUUUUAACCAAGACUGUUGUCAAACUUACCGUUAGGAGGGUGUGUGAUUCUGAUCGGACCGGUUUCGUUUUUAAUCAGAGUGAAAGGAAAACGGAAAAUAGAUGACAGAUAUUUUUUUCUGCAAACUAUCAAAUCUUUGAAUAUUGUGAUAAAUUCCAAAAGUAUUGAUGAGUAUGUGUUGCACCUCAUGAAGAUAUCACUCGUUUUACAUGUUUUAUUCUAACCUCACUCUGUGAUGUGUUGUUAGUUUUCUGUUUGAAACCCUUUUGUCUAGAGGACUUUACGUAACCUUUUAGCUACAUCUGUUUAGUUGGCUUUUUUCCUCCACGACUGUAUUCAGUUAUUGAAACCAAAAAUCGCUGCCCCUCUGUUGACAUCCUUUCUUGAGAGUGCUUGAAGUGAAGGUAGGGUCACCCCCCCCAUCCCCCUCGGAGAUGUCGCAGCGAUACAGACUGUGCACUUUGCUCGUAUCAGCGCGAACGUCUGAUGAUGGUUUGUCUUCCAGGAUAGCUUUUCAGCAAUAUUGCACACCCGAACGGGUCACACAAAUCAGAUUGCA